This is a messenger RNA of Amorphotheca resinae ATCC 22711, 1622 nucleotides long. RefSeq lists its product as hypothetical. Bases 80 to 1330 code for a protein of 416 amino acids. The record is from RefSeq and is a predicted model, not a curated record. Gene Ontology annotation, molecular function: GTPase activator activity. Gene Ontology annotation, biological process: positive regulation of GTPase activity; endoplasmic reticulum to Golgi vesicle-mediated transport. Gene Ontology annotation, cellular component: endoplasmic reticulum membrane. The transcript has 3 exons. Lineage: Eukaryota; Fungi; Ascomycota; Leotiomycetes; Helotiales; Amorphothecaceae.
CAACUCUCCAACCCGUGCAUCGGUCAACCUCUGCACCAGAAGGCCAUGACAACCAGGUUAGGGGGCCUCUGUCCUUGACAUGGAAUUCAGUGGAACAAUCCCGGAAGAGAACGCCAAUACCAGAGGAUCCGCUGGGUCGUCUCCUCCCCAGGAUGAAGAGCGCGUUGCCAAAGCCAAGGGGAUCCUAGAGGCGUGUCGGUGGAAGGAUGUAGAGACUCUGCGGGCACUGUCGACAUCUAAAGGCGGACUGCUUUCGGACGAUAUUCGACGCCAGGCAUGGCCCCUUCUGCUUGGCUACGACUGCGAUGGAGGCGGUGUAGAUCGCAACUCCGGUGACAUCCAGGGCUGGAGAAGCCUGCCAAAGCAUCGAGACGAAGGCCAGGUGCAGCUGGACGUGGAUAGGUCUUUUAUAUACUAUCCCGUCGACCAAUCUCCGAAAGAGAUCGACCGACGCAAAGAAGAGCUUUCCGAUCUCAUACUUGAAGUUCUACGACGGCAGCCCUAUCUACAUUACUUCCAAGGUUACCACGAUAUCUGCCAGGUCUUCCUCCUGGUCCUCGAACCACGAAGCCGUGCAUCGGCCGUUUCACGUCUCUCGGCCCUGCGAAUCCGGGAUUACAUGCUGCCGACUCUCGCUCCCUCACUCGCACAAUUGCGCUUGAUACCUUCGAUCAUACGCACGGUUGACCCGAAGCUCUACAACCAUCUCCCCUUAACACAGCCUUUCUUUGCUAUACCAGGUAUCUUGACAAUGUACGCGCACGAUAUACAGGAGUACGGCGACAUAGCGCGGAUAUUCGAUGUCCUCUUAGCACGAGAAGCCGUGUUCUCCGUGUAUAUGUUCGCACAGAUCAUUCUUCAGAGAGCCGAUGAGCUCUUUGAGAUCCCAGCGGACGAGCCCGAAGUGCUUCACUCAAUCCUUUCCAAGCUGCCCAAGCCACUUGACAUAGAAACGUUGAUUGCAAAUACUGUUAAACUAUUCGAGAAACACCCGCCUGAAACCCUGAGGACUUGGCGGGCAAUAUCUAAGUUUAGUGUUUUGAAGACGGCACGUUUGCCAGACCAGGUCCUAAAAGAAUCUAUAGAAGACGGGGAAAUGUAUUUUUAUAAACAGGUAAAAGACUUACAAUGGACCGAACGACGCGAGAAGGUGUUGAAGACGAUGUGGAAGUACAGAAGGCCUGUCAGAACAAUUGGACUUGCUAUACUAGUAGGAGUCUUAUCAUUCUGGUUGCGGAAGUCUUCCGGUUUUUCGGGGAUUCUGGGGGCGUUUUGGAGGUGGUCAGGGUACUCUGGGUAUGGAAAUAUCCCACUAAAAUCAAGUGAUUAGAAACGGCGUUACAUGGGAUAUAUUGAUCAUUCAUUUUGUACAUAAGUCUCAACACCCCCUCCCAUCAUGGCGUAAACGCCGAUUUAAGAGCCUCAAAGUGCUGCCGUUGUUCCAACGCCAGUUUUCCGUCGAGGUCCCCAAUGAUUGUAAGAAUCAAUGAAUAGUUGUUGUAUAGGAACCUUUCCUUUUUCCUCGAAUCGCCGAUGGUAUUACUUGUUUUCGUCAGGAACGCCUCGAUUUCACUCCGUAGUCUCGUUAAGCUUGCAGACACAGGCUCGUCAUCCCCUGCGUC